Messenger RNA from Nicotiana tabacum (common tobacco), 661 nucleotides. The record is from RefSeq and is a predicted model, not a curated record. NCBI's taxonomy places the organism in Eukaryota, Viridiplantae, Streptophyta, Magnoliopsida, Solanales, Solanaceae.
GGCUAUAUAUCCCCCUUUAGAACUAUCCUCCAAUGCUUCACUUCAUCAAUUCUCUACUCCUCUCUUAGCAUAUUAAACAUUACAUUACUCUUGUAAGAUGAAGCUACUUCUUACAACUCUGCUUUUGCUCACUCUUGUUCUUACCCCUUCUUUUAUUCAAACCACUAUGGCUGGUUCAAGUUAUUGUGAUUCAAAGUGCAAGUUGAGGUGUGCAAAGGCAGGAGUUAUGGACAGAUGUUUGAAGUAUUGUGGAAUUUGUUGCGAAGAAUGCAAGUGUGUGCCUUCUGGAACGUAUGGUAACAAACACGAGUGUCCUUGUUACAGGGACAAGAAAAGCAAUAAGGGCAAGCCUAAAUGCCCUUGAAUUUCACUGCUCUUUUUACCAAGUCUAAAAUAUAUAAAUACAGAGAUGCAGAAAUCACAUGUUUUGCACUCUGCAAGUGGUCCAUUCCUCUUUAAAUAUCAGUUUUCUAGGUAUGUUAGUCAUAUAUUGUGCGAAGAUUAGAAUGGAUGUGUUAUUACCAAUAAAUGGGGGCUCUUUUGAACUCUCUUAUGUAUUUUGCUGCUCUGUUCCAUCAAUAAGUUGGUCAUUUUAAAUGUACUGGGUUUUGAAUUUUAUAAAAAAUUGCAGUUUGCUAGCUUAGAGCAACUAUUUUUUUCA